Phytophthora infestans T30-4 is the source of this 900-nucleotide messenger RNA. RefSeq lists its product as uncharacterized. The record is from RefSeq and is a predicted model, not a curated record. Lineage: Eukaryota; Oomycota; Peronosporomycetes; Peronosporales; Peronosporaceae. The coding region runs from base 1 to 900 and encodes 299 amino acids. The transcript has 6 exons.
AUGUCCAGCCACGUGGAAGAGAUUUCACAGCACUGGUUGGUGUCCAAGAUCUUCUUGUCGUACCUGAUUGCUAUCACUGGGAGUUUCUGCACGAUCCAGUUGAUGGAGAAAUGGCGUAGUGCUAUUGACACGAGGGACAAGUUAAUACUCAUGCUGUUAUCGUCGAUUGCUUUGGAUGAUGGCUCGGUGCUCACUGUGGACUUCGAGGCUGGUCUGACGAUACUUUCGUUCAUCUGUGCGGUUGGUGGCGUCUUCGUUGGUCUCAAGAUCGCGUCUGCUGACCCCUUCUUCCUCGAACUGGAGCAGGAGAAGCGCAAGAACAUUCUGGUGAAAGACUUGGCCUCAACUGCUAUGGCGGACGUUGUCAACAAGCAGAAAGUUGCCAAGCGCAUCAAAUUCAUCGCCUUGUUCUCGCGUCUCCCCAGAAUUGCCGGUGGAGGACUCUUCGCCGCACUUGGCGUUCUCGUCAUGCAUUAUCUGGGUAUGAUGGCCCAGCGAACGCACGCUGAUAUGACCUUAACUGCUGGGCUUGUGGUAUUGUCUGUGCUCAUCGCAUUCUUCACGGCGACUGCUGCGUUCUGGAUCCUGUUCCGAGCCCUGACAUUUUUCCAGGACAGUGAAUUGCUUCGACUGGGAAGUGCUCUUACCAUGGGCAUAGCUGUUUGUGGAACUCAUUACUCGGGUAUGGGGGCAGCCAGCUACACUUUCAAUGCUGAAGGGAUGGGAGACGGCGGUCUGGUGAUGAAAGGAUCCCAAGCAGCUAUCCUGGCAUCUCAUGGUUCAUUGCUCUUCUGCUACUGGGUGAUGACCUGGAGUGUUGCUUCCAGUGUGCGCAACAUCGCUUCGAUGACGAGCACGCAAGAUUGUCGUUGGCAAAGCAAAGGUGGCCGACAGCAAUAA